Molecule: messenger RNA, 2512 nt
Organism: Polychytrium aggregatum
Lineage: Eukaryota; Fungi; Chytridiomycota; Chytridiomycetes; Polychytriales
Exons: 1
Coding region: 411-2300 (629 amino acids)
Molecular function (GO): protein binding
Source: RefSeq, a predicted model, not a curated record
CGUGAUCUGGUCGUUGAUGUUGAGGACGGUCUGGGAUGCGGCGGCAGAGGAUGUGAGUCGGGCGGUCUGCGAGACGUUGUGCUGCUCUUCUUCGUUGGCCUGGUCCAUGUUGUAGACCCGCAGGUACAUUCCGCAGAUCAGCAUCAGGACCAUCACGCCCACACAGCCAUAGCCCAGGUUUCGGUUGUAGGUCGCCAGGAACAGGCCGGCAUACAUAGGCGACAAACCUGGUGAUCGAGUUGCGCUUCUCUUCCAGGUUGAACUCGGCGCGCGGCACAAACUCGUCGGCUCUCGUCAGGAGUAUCGCGGGAUCAAAGAUCCAGAAUGGGUCAUGGAGUCGCUUGGCCAUCCCUGUGGGGAGUGCAAAUCAGGUCUGCGACGAGCGAGCGUUGGGGUGGUGGAAUGCGUUGAUGCAUCUUGUUGGCGCUGCGUCUGGAGUUCUGUGUGGAUUUUCUGUGCUGGAUGAAUCAAACAGAGAGGUGCUGGACUUUUCCUCUUUCCCCUCCAUCUCGCAGCCCACAUCCAAGCAAGCCAUGCCCAAGCGAGCCAGCACGCAGCCCCCUGCUCCCCGAGGCACCAAGCGUCUCAAGCGCACGAUCAGCUACGUCGAUGGGUUCGACUGCUCUGAGGUUUCCAUGAGCGAUCUCGUGGCCACCCAGCCCAACAUCGACCAACUGGCAGAAAUCGUGAACGCCUGUGUCAUGGAAGGAGACCUGCUCUGGAUUCUCGAGCCCCGCGAAAUCAUCAGGCUCAUGCGCACCUGUCGCUACAUGUUCUGCUUCCUGGCAAGCUUCAAGACCAUCGCCUUUCGCAGAUGGAUGGCCAAGAACGGACUGGCUGUGCUCCCCUCGUCUUCCACGACACACACCCUUGGCAUUGUAGGGAAGCCAUUCGAGAUUGGUCUCUUUGACUUUGAGGUCAAGAAGGUGCUCACCCACCUGUUUCCCCAAAAGCCACCUGCCCACGAAAACGCACGCUGGCUUCAAACCAGGAUCCAGAAGCAAGAAAGCCCCGAGCUCCGCCUGCUUGCCAGGAGCGUCGCUGCUCGCAUCAAGCAGUCCAAGGAUCGCGAUGUUCGUAUCGAGAUCCAAGAACUCGCUCGUGAAGGCGACGCCUUUGCGUCGCUCACCAUGGCGCACGCCAGUAUGGGAUAUGGGAAUGGCGAUAUCAACAAGGCACCAGUAGUCGAGCUUGUUCGCCUCGUUGAGGACAAGGGGUGCAUCGCUGCAUCUGACUUGAUCAUCAAGAACAACUUGGACAUCCACAGCCACUUUCCAGCAUACCACACCACCUACAUUGGUCCCGAUGUCACUGGCGACUUCUAUGCACAUGCUCUUACCAUCAAGAAGAGCAAACGUCGCUACACUGCCUCUGAUCGACUGCGAUAUCACUACUUUAUGCGGAGAGCUGCUACAAAUGGCGAUUCCAGGGCACUCCUCGAUCUCGCCCAGAUGUACAUGCAUGCGAAACUUGCCCCCCACGCCACGAGAUUCCUCGUAUCUAUCGUGUCCUUCGAAGGUCUCGACCCCUUUGUGGUCUAUGACUGCGGGAUGUAUCUGUUGGACCUAGGAAAGAACAUGCAAACCACAGUUCGUUUCUUUGAUUCGGUCCAAAAUGGACAUCUCUUGGUGAAGCUUGGAGUCACAUUCUUCAAUCCGAACAACAAACGACGAAAUCCCAUUCUCGCCCUCUACUGGUUCAAGAAGGCCCUCGAUUUGGGAUGCCAAGAAUCCGAGGCACACAUCCGGAGGCUUCAGAGCCAUCCAGUAUACUUUGAUGUGACUGGUUCUGGCCAAGCAAGAAAAUGGUUCAGUACCAUUCAGUCAGUGUGUCCAAGACCAAUGCGCAGAGCGAUCGCUCACAUGCUCCAGACCACGUUCAUUGUCUCGCCCCUUGUGUCGAUUGCGAUUGAUGGAGAGGCAGGCUCUCGCCACAACAAGAGUGAGUACGAAUAUUGGCUCGACGCCAAGAACGCCAGUAAUCCGUCAGUCCGACAACGACAGGAGGGACUCAUGCUCCUGGCUCAAGCCACCAAGAAGGACCCUCAAAAGCAUGGUGUUGAAUUCGAGCAAGAGUACAAAGCCAUCAUCCAGAAUAUGGUCUCAAUGGGCGACGAUGAUGCCCUGAUGGCAACCCCGUUGUUCGACACUGGAAUGUCAUUGUACUCCAAGCCCAUUUGCAGGCACCGGCUGGCGUACAUGAUGUUCAGGAUGGCAGAUCGGCUCGGAGAUCCAAGAGCACAUGAGAUGGUCGAGGUCUGUGAGAGAAAGUGGAAAGAUGCUGUUCGCGACCUUUUGUGAGAAGCCCUCUUCCACCACACUAUGCCUAUUCCUUCAUUCUUUUGAUUCGAUAGUUGACAGAGUGGUUUCUCCAUCCAUCACCGAGGGGGCAGGUUCGCGGGGAAGCGGUGUGUCUUGAACUUGAUGCCGUUGUACUUGCCGCUCAAGAGGAAACGACGAGGAUGAGCCCACCAUGAAUUGGGGCAGAAUAUCCUCGUCGUCCAGGCCAGUAC